Messenger RNA from Empidonax traillii (willow flycatcher), 5077 nucleotides. RefSeq names its product LDL receptor related protein 6 (gene LRP6). Gene Ontology annotation, molecular function: Wnt receptor activity; Wnt-protein binding. Lineage: Eukaryota; Metazoa; Chordata; Aves; Passeriformes; Tyrannidae. The record is from RefSeq and is a predicted model, not a curated record. The transcript has 23 exons. Gene Ontology annotation, biological process: canonical Wnt signaling pathway; Wnt signaling pathway involved in somitogenesis; chemical synaptic transmission. Bases 225 to 5063 code for a protein of 1612 amino acids.
GAAGCGCCCGCUCCCGCGGCGCCGCGCCGGGCCCGGGGGCCUGCUAGGCACGGGCGAGGGGGGGGAACCUCCGCGGCCGCCCUUCCCCGCCUCCCCCCCCCGCCUACCCCCCCAAUCUUUUCCCGCCGCCUCCCCCGCCCGCCUGGAAGCAUGAACUGGCAGCGGAGGGGCCGCUCCUCGCCGCCGCCUCCCCGCCGGUGAGAGCGAGGAGGGAGGGAGGGAAGAUGGGGCCCGUGCUGCGCAGCCUACUCGCCUGCAGUUUUUGUUCGCUGAUGAGAGCCGCCCCGCUGCUGCUGUACGCGAACCGCCGGGACCUGCGCCUGGUGGACGCCGCCAACGGCAGGGAGAACGCCACGGUGAUCGUGGGCGGCCUGGAGGACGCGGCGGCCGUGGACUUCGUGUUCGUGAAGGGCUUGAUCUACUGGAGCGAUGUCAGCGAGGAGGCCAUCAAGCGGACGGAGUUCAAUAAGUCCGGGAGCGUACAAAACGUGGUCAUCUCCGGACUGCUGUCGCCCGACGGGCUGGCGUGUGACUGGCUGGGAGAGAAGCUGUACUGGACGGAUUCGGAGACAAAUCGGAUUGAGGUUUCUAACUUGGACGGGUCGCUGAGGAAGGUUUUGUUUUGGCAAGAGUUGGAUCAACCCCGAGCAAUCGCCUUGGAUCCUGGAAGAGGGUUCAUGUACUGGACAGACUGGGGGGAGGUGCCAAAGAUCGAGCGUGCUGGGAUGGACGGCUCGAGCCGCUCCGUUAUCGUGAACACGGACAUUUACUGGCCAAACGGACUGACCUUGGAUUACGAGGAACAGAAGCUUUACUGGGCAGACGCUAAACUGAAUUUCAUCCACAAAUCCAAUCUGGAUGGCAGUCACAGGCAAGCAGUGGUGAAAGGCUCCCUUCCCCAUCCCUUUGCUCUGACGCUGUUUGGGGACAUGCUGUACUGGACCGACUGGAACACGCAUUCCAUCCUGGCCUGCAGCAAGCACUCCGGGGAGGACCUGCGGGAAAUACAUUCCAACAUCUUCUCCCCCAUGGAUAUCCACGCCUUCAGCCAGAAGAGGCAGCCAAAUGCUACAAAUCCAUGUGGAAUUAAUAAUGGUGGCUGCUCCCACUUGUGUUUGAUGUCUCCUGCCAAGCCCUCUUAUCAAUGUGCGUGUCCCACUGGUGUGAAACUUCUGGAAAAUGGAAAGACCUGCAAAGAUGGUGCCACCGCCCUGCUGCUUCUAGCCCGCCGCACAGACCUGAGGCGAAUCUCCUUGGACACCCCGGACUUCACGGACAUCGUCCUGCCGCUGGAGGACAUCCGCCACGCCAUCGCCAUCGACUUCGACCCCCUGGAGGGGUACAUCUACUGGACCGACGACGAGGUCCGCGCCAUCCGCCGCUCGCUGAUCGACGGCUCGGGCAGCCAGUUCGUGGUCACGGCGCAGAUCGCGCACCCCGACGGCAUCGCCGUGGACUGGGUGGCCAGGAACCUGUACUGGACGGACACGGGCACGGAUCGCAUCGAGGUCACGAGGCUCAACGGGACCAUGAGGAAAAUACUGAUCUCGGAAGAGCUGGAAGAGCCCAGAGCGAUUGUGCUGGAUCCCAUGGCUGGGUACAUGUACUGGACUGACUGGGGAGAACUCCCAAAGAUCGAAAGGUCAGCAUUAGAUGGCUCAGACAGAAUUGUGCUGGUGAACACCUCGCUCGGCUGGCCAAAUGGACUGGCACUGGAUUAUGCAGAAAGCAAAAUAUACUGGGGAGAUGCCAAAACAGACAAAAUAGAGGUCAUGAACACUGAUGGAAGUGGUAGAAGAGUUCUGGUGGAGGACAAGCUACCUCACAUAUUUGGGUUCACGUUGUUGGGAGAUUACAUCUACUGGACAGACUGGCAGAGGCGCAGCAUCGAGCGCGUGCACAAACGCACGGCGGAGAGGGAGAUCAUCAUCGACCAGCUGCCUGACCUGAUGGGCCUCAAAGCUACCAAUGUGCGCCAGAUAAUCGGUACCAACCCCUGCGCAGAGGAGAACGGCGGCUGCAGCCACCUGUGCCUGUACCGACCGCAGGGCCCUCGCUGCGCCUGCCCCAUCGGCCUGGAGCUCAUCAGCGACAUGAAGACCUGCAUCGUCCCAGAGGCCUUCCUGCUGUUCUCCCGGAGAGCGGACAUCAGGAGGAUCUCCCUGGAAACCAACAACAACAACGUGGCCAUUCCGCUCACCGGGGUCAAGGAGGCUUCCGCCCUGGAUUUUGACGUGACGGACAAUCGCAUUUACUGGACUGACAUUUCACUGAAGACCAUCAGCAGAGCGUUCAUGAACGGCAGUGCCCUGGAGCACGUGGUGGAGUUCGGCCUGGAUUACCCGGAGGGCAUGGCCGUGGAUUGGCUGGGGAAGAACCUGUACUGGGCUGACACCGGGACAAACCGGAUUGAAGUGUCCAAGCUGGAUGGGCAGCAUCGCCAGGUGCUGGUGUGGAAAGAUCUAGACAGUCCCCGGGCAUUGGCAUUGGACCCUGCUGAGGGGUUUAUGUACUGGACUGAGUGGGGUGGCAAGCCAAAGAUUGACAGGGCUGCGAUGGACGGCACCGAGCGGACCACUCUGGUGCCGAACGUGGGCCGCGCCAACGGCCUGACCAUCGAUUACGCCAAGAGACGCCUCUACUGGACCGACCUGGAUACCAACCUGAUAGAAUCCUCCAACAUGCUGGGCCUUGACCGUGAGAUCAUAGCUGAUGACUUGCCUCACCCCUUCGGCUUGACCCAGUACCAGGACUACAUUUACUGGACAGACUGGAGCCGGCGCAGCAUCGAACGGGCCAACAAGACCAGUGGCCAGAACAGAACCAUCAUCCAGGGGCACCUGGAUUACGUGAUGGACAUCUUGGUGUUCCACUCCUCCAGGCAGGCGGGCUGGAACGAGUGUGCCUCGAGCAACGGGCACUGCUCUCACCUGUGCUUGGCAGUGCCCGUGGGUGGCUUCGUCUGUGGCUGCCCAGCUCACUAUUCCCUCAACUCUGACAACAGGACCUGCAGUGCUCCUACGACGUUUCUGUUGUUCAGUCAGAAGAACGCGAUUAAUCGCAUGGUGAUCGACGAGCAGCAGAGCCCAGACAUCAUCCUCCCCAUCCACAGCCUCAGGAACGUCCGAGCCAUCGACUACGACCCCCUGGACAAGCAGCUGUACUGGAUCGACUCCCGGCAGAACAUCAUCCGCAAGGCGCAGGAAGACGGCAGCCAGAGCCUCACUGUUGUGACCAGCCCAGUGCCCAACCAGAACUUAGACAUGCAGCCCUACGACCUGAGCAUCGACAUCUACAGCCGUUACAUCUACUGGACCUGCGAAGCCACGAACGUCAUCAACGUGACACGCCUGGACGGCAGAGCCAUGGGGGUGGUGCUCAAGGGGGAUCAGGACAGGCCCAGAGCCAUUGUGGUGAAUCCAGAGAAAGGGUACAUGUAUUUCACCAACCUGCAGGAAAGGUCUCCUAAAAUUGAGAGAGCAGCACUGGAUGGAACUGAACGAGAAGUGCUUUUUUUCAGUGGUCUGAGCAAGCCCGUAGCCUUAGCUAUCGACAGCCAGCUGGGCAAGCUCUUCUGGGCUGAUUCAGAUCUGCGGAGAAUCGAAAGCAGUGACCUGUCAGGUGCCAACCGGAUUGUUUUGGAAGACUCCAAUAUCCUGCAGCCCGUGGGACUAACUGUGUUCGAAAACUGGCUCUACUGGAUCGACAGACAACAGCAGAUGAUUGAGAAGAUUGACAUGACCGGCCGAGAAGGACGUACGAAGGUCCAGGCUCGGAUUGCACAGCUCAGUGACAUCCACGCUGUGAGAGAGCUCAACAUUCAGGAAUACAGACAGCAUCCCUGCUCCCAAGAUAACGGUGGCUGCUCACACAUUUGCAUCGUGAAGGGCGAUGGCACCACACGCUGUUCUUGCCCCGUCCACCUCGUUCUGCUGCAGGAUGAGCUGUCCUGUGGAGAGCCACCAACAUGCUCCCCUCAGCAAUUCACCUGUUUCACAGGUGAGAUUGACUGCAUCCCCGUGGCCUGGCGCUGCGACGGUUUCACUGAGUGCGAGGACCACAGUGACGAGAAGAACUGCCCCGUGUGCUCAGAUACCCAGUUCCAGUGUGAAAGUGGCCAGUGCAUAGACAGUGCCCUCCGGUGCAACGGGGAAGCAAAUUGUCAGGACAACUCAGACGAGAAGAACUGUGAAGUGCUCUGUUUGACCGAUCAGUUCCGCUGUGCCAGUGGGCAGUGCAUCGGGAAGAGCAAGAAAUGUGAUCACAACCUGGACUGCAGCGACAGCUCAGACGAGCAGGGAUGCUACACAACAGAGGAACCUGCCCCCCAGCCCAACAACACGAUAGGCUCCAUCAUCGGUGUGAUCCUCACAGUCUUUGUGGUCGGGGCAAUGUACUUCAUCUGCCAGAGGGUGCUGUGCCCACGCAUGAAGGGAGAUGGGGAAACCAUGACCAAUGACUAUGUGGUGCACGGCCCAGCCUCUGUCCCUCUGGGUUAUGUGCCUCACCCCAGCUCUUUGUCAGGGUCUCUGCCUGGUAUGUCUCGAGGUAAAUCUGUCAUCAGCUCCCUCAGCAUUAUGGGAGGGAGCAGCGGGCCGCCCUAUGACAGGGCCCAUGUUACUGGAGCCUCCUCCAGUAGUUCUUCAAGUACCAAAGGCACUUACUUUCCUCCAAUUUUGAACCCGCCACCAUCACCAGCCACUGAACGUUCACACUAUACCAUGGAAUUUGGUUAUUCUUCAAACAGCCCAUCCACUCACAGAUCCUACAGCUACAGGCCUUACAGCUACCGGCAUUUCGCGCCGCCCACCACGCCCUGCAGCACCGAUGUCUGCGACAGCGACUACGGCCCCAGCCGCAGGGUCCCGGCAGCCGCGGGCAAGGGCUACACCAGCGACCUCAACUACGACUCGGAGCCCGUCCCUCCGCCCCCCACCCCGCGCAGCCAGUACCUGUCGGCCGAGGAGAACUGCGAGAGCUGCCCGCCCUCCCCUUACACCGAGCGCAGCUACUCCCACCACCUGUACCCACCGCCGCCCUCCCCCUGCACCGACUCCUCCUGAGGGGGAGCCCCCCC